This is a messenger RNA of Suillus subalutaceus, 2076 nucleotides long. RefSeq lists its product as uncharacterized. NCBI's taxonomy places the organism in Eukaryota, Fungi, Basidiomycota, Agaricomycetes, Boletales, Suillaceae. The transcript is spliced from 13 exons. The record is from RefSeq and is a predicted model, not a curated record. The coding region runs from base 1 to 2076 and encodes 691 amino acids.
AUGGUCCGCUGGCCCGUAUCAUACGGGAUAUUAUGCACAUCCGUUCACUCGUAUAAUACGGAGAUAUCUAUACAUACAAGCAACUACACAUUCCAAAAGAAACUCAACAAACUGCCCAAAGGACCUGGUUGGACUUGUGACAUAGUCACAUCAACAGGUGAUCAAAUGGAUGGAAAUGAUGAGCCACUCACUGAACAACAUGAACUUUGGCGCCGAGACCCUGUUGAGUGUGUGCGUGAGCUAAUCAGGAAUCCUGCAUUCAAGGAUUACCUUGGUUAUGUGCCAGAAAAUGUGUUUGCAGAUGCUGAAGGAAAGACACGAGUCUAUGAUGAGAUGUGGAUGGGUGACUGGUGGUGGAAUAUGCAGGAACGUCUUCCAGCUGGUGCUGUUGUCGCUCCCAUGAUCCUGGCAUCCGACAAAACAAACUUGACCCGAUUUUGUGGAGACAAAGCUGCCUGGCCGAUAUAUCUAACCAUCGGCAACAUCAAGAAAGAAAUUCAUCGUCAGCCAUCAAAACAUGCUACAGUCCUGAUAGGAUACUUACCAAUCUCGAAAAUGUCACAUUUUAAAGACGAUGAAGGAUGUCAAUUGGGACGAUAUCAACUAUUUCAUAACUGCAUGCGGUUGGCGGGGCGUUGUAGCAUCAACAUGGUCUGUGCUGACAGGAACAUCCGUCGGAUAUUUCCAAUUCUUGUGGCAUACAUCGUGGAUCACCCUGAGCAAUGUCUCAUCGCUUGCUGUAAAGAAAAUCACUGCCCUCGUUGUGUUACUCGCACAACUCUCAGACACCAUCAAAAUGGGGAGGACCCUCAUCUAUUCGAAGAUCAAGGACUUCGUGCCAUCCAUUAUCCGUUCUGGGCUUAUCUCCCGCACACUGAUAUUUUCUCAUGCAUCACUCCUGAUAUCCUCCACCAGUUACAUAAGGGAGUGUUCAAAGAUCAUGUGUUCGACAGACAGUUUCAAGUGAUGACCGAGUUCCAUGGGCUGCGCCAUUUCAAAUGGGGAAUAUUGACGCAUAAGGAAAUGCAGCGUGUCAUUUUAGGUGUUAUUGCAGGUGCUGCUGCACGUGCUUAUCAGGCACACAUGGACACAACUCUCAUGCGGAUGGCAGACGCACUGGAUGUUUUUCAUGCCAACAAGGAAGUAUUUGUUGAGCUGGGCCUUCGUGAACACUUCAACAUUCCCAAGAUCCAUUCCAUGCGCCACUAUGUCCAAUCAAUCUGUUCUUUGGGCAGCGCGGAUGGUUUCAACUCAGAAAGCCCUGAACGAUUACAUAUCGACUACGCGAAGGAUGCCUCCCAAAUGACUCACUGGCUCGAACUUCAAGAGGCCAUAUUUCGCCAUGGAAUCUACCUUGAAUGGAUCGCCUCACAAUGCAAAUGCCCACUCAACUUAGACACACUUGAGGCUGAUGAGGAGGGGGAUGAGGUUGCCAUUUUGGAUGGUGGGAGUCAUGAUUUGUUAUCAUCUCAGUUCAUUCCUUCUGGUCUGCUUGCCUCACAUGGCUACCGUGUGACCAAGAGCUGCCCUUUUUUGAAUGUGUCUGUGUCUCGUCUGCAGACUGCUUUUGGUGCCAUCGACUUCGAGUAUGAUCACUUUGACGUGUUCAAAUCUGUUCUGCUUCUGCUGCCUAAACAAAACCACAUCAGCGACCUCAAACGGUUGAAUCAGCUUCGAGCACACCCAGCUAUUCCCAACCGCGACCGUCGGAAGCCAGCUUCGCCUGCACACUUUGAUGUGGCAUUUGUCAUUGAAGAUCGCUUGCGAGUCGCACAGAUACGUGUGAUUUUUAAGUUGCUAUCUCACUAUGGUAACUUCAGUCACCCGCUCGCAUAUAUUGAAUGGUUCCGCCCACUGCGUGAGCCGGAGCCCACGACAAAGCUCUAUCGGCUUGCACAGUCAACUUGUAACCAACGUCGGUUCACAGCUGUAGCGGGCCAUCUGAUGCCCAGGUUUGGAUCAAGCAAGGUGGAAGCAUCAUUGAUCAAUGGUGAUGUGCUUGAGCUCACCAACGAUUUUUAUUUCAAUCCUUACAUUAAUUUUGACUUAUUUGAUACAAUACAGCAUUUGUCAUAA